AUGAAGUUCCACCUUGGCUUAGCCUGGUUGGUUGCCACCGUUGCUGGCCAAUUAACAUCGUACCCUCUCGAUAAAAUCAUCACCAACGCCGCAAUUAAUAACGUGUUCAACGUCAGGCCCCAGCCACCUGCAGAAGACAAUGAUAAGUGUCCUCCAUGCUUCAAUUGCAACUUGCCCAACUUCGAAUGUACCCAGUUCUCCCAGUGCAACUCAUUUACAGGUAUGUGUGAAUGCCGUGAUGGUUACGGGGGUAUGGACUGCUCGGAGCCCUUGUGUGGCAGCUUGUCGGACGGCAACAAAAACAGACCUGUAAGAGAUGCCAACGAAACAUGUGCUUGCAAAAACGGUUGGGAUGGUAUCAACUGUAACAUGUGUACUUCUGACGAAUCGUGUGAUGCCUUCAUGCCCGAGGGCCUCAAGGGAACCUGUUACAAAUCAGGUAUCCUUGUUAAUAAAAACCAUCAAAUGUGUGAUGUCACUAAUCCAAAAAUUAUCUCCAUCUUGAACGGCUUAAAGCCCCAAGCCACGUUUUCAUGCAACAAAACCGCUGAAAAGUGUGAUUUCCAAUUCUGGAUCGAUCAAAAGGAAUCAUUCUAUUGUGACUUGGAUAAGUGUAAGUUUGACUUCGACUUGAAAUCAAACACAACUCACUAUAAUUGUGAAGAAGUAGCAUGCAAGUGUCUACCAGGAAAAAUGUUGUGUGGGCAAGAAGGCUCAAUCGAUAUUUCUGACUUUUUAACCGAGACCAUCAGAGGACCUGGUGAUUUCGCUUGCAAUGUCAAGCAAAAAUCCUGCAAAUUCUCCGAACCAAGCAUGAAUGAUUUGAUUUCGAGUGUUUUCGGAGAUCCAUACAUUACCUUAAAGUGUAAUGCUGGUGAAUGUAUACAUAAGAGUGAGAUUCCAGGCUAUGACUUGCCUGGAAAGAGGAGAUUGACCACAGGAAACAUCUUUGUCAUCACUGGAGUCGCCCUCAUUUGUGGUUUGAUUGUUAUUACCUCUAUUUACAAUAUCAACAGGUCACCUUUGUUUAAAAAUAGCGAUGGUUCUUAUGAUUCUUUCGACGCAGAGACCUCUGCAUUGAACCAAAACUUCGUUCCAACUACACUUUCUUUCAAUGACAUAAGCUUCAAAGUGGCCAAUGGUCAUAAGGUUUUGAAUAACGUAUUCGGCUUGGUUAAUCCAAGCGAAUGUCUCGCUAUCAUGGGUGGCUCUGGGGCUGGUAAAACGACUUUAUUGGAUAUUUUGGCAGCCAAGAAUAAGGAAGGUGAAAUUUCUGGAAACAUUUAUGUUAAUGGCAACAUCUUGAAUAAGUCUGAUUACAAGAAAAUAAUUGGAUUCGUAGAUCAAGAAGAUCAUUUAAUACCGACCUUAACCGUUUAUGAAACAGUUUUAAACAGUGCAUUAUUGAGAUUACCAAGAACUAUGAGUGUUAGACAAAAGGAAGCUCGGGUUAUCGAGGUAUUGAACGAAUUGAGAAUUCUCGGGAUUAAAGACCGUGUCAUUGGCUCCAACUUCAAAAGAGGUAUCUCGGGAGGUGAGAAGAGAAGAGUCUCUAUCGCCUGUGAAUUGGUUACAUCCCCCUCCAUUUUAUUUUUGGAUGAACCAACUUCAGGUUUGGAUUCUUAUAAUGCUAGAAAUGUUAUUGAAUGUUUAGUCAAGUUGUCAAGAGAUUUCAAGAGAACCAUUGUCUUCACUAUUCAUCAACCAAGAAGUAACAUCGUUUCAUUAUUUGAUAAGUUGUUGUUGUUGAGCGAAGGCGAUUUGGUUUAUUCUGGUGACAUGAUCAAGUGCAAUGACUUUUUCAGUAGAAAUGGCUACAAAUGUCCGUUGGGUUAUAACAUCGCUGAUUAUCUUAUUGAUAUAACUGUGGAUCAUAAGAAACUUGUCAAGGCAUCUGAUUUGCCAGUUAGUAUCGCUGGUGUUACUACUAGUGAGACGGUUGUCCCCGCUGACUCUCAUGAACAAUUUGUCCAAUCUAACUCUGAAGAUACUACCAGAGAAUGGGAACACUUUGCUGUUCAUCGUGACGAAUAUAAUCAUGAUAUCUUGGGUCGUACCAAAGAUAGUUCUGAUGAAACUGAUCAAUUGGUCCAGAUUCGUAAUAAACUACCCCAAAUCUACGGUGAUUCACCAUUGGCAAAUGACUUGAAAACUGAGAUUCAGGAUGGAGUCACAAAUUCCAUUCCCUUGGAGUUAAGUUCGCAAUACUUAGAGAAGGCAAGCAUUCCAAAUCAAAUCUUGAUUUUAUCCUCCAGAACUUUCAAGAAUUUAUACAGGAAUCCUAGAUUACUUUUGACCCAUUACAUCUUGUCAUUGAUAGUGGGGACUUUCUGUGGAUACUUAUACUACGAUGUCUCCAACGAUAUCAGUGGAUUCCAAAACAGAUUGGGCUUGUUCUUUUUCAUGCUCGCAUUCUUUGGGUUCUCGUCAUUGACCGGAUUACAUUCUUUCUCCACUGAGAGAAUAAUUUUUGUCAGAGAAAGAGCCAACAAUUACUACCACCCAUUCAGUUACUAUGCCAGUAAGAUUGUUUGUGAUGUUUUGCCAUUGAGAGUCUUGCCCCCAGUCAUCUUGGCAAGUAUUGCCUAUCCAAUGAUUGGGUUGACAAUGGAGCAUAACGGGUUCAUUAAGACUCUUUUGAUAUUGGUUUUAUUCAAUGUCACUGUGGCCAUUGAGAUGCUUAUUGUUGGUAUCCUAAUCAAGGAACCUGGUACUUCAACCAUGAUUGGUGUUUUGGUUUUGUUAAUGUCCUUGUUGUUCGCGGGCCUCUUCAUCAACAGUACUGAUUUGAACUUGCAAAUCAAGUGGUUGGAAUGGAUUUCCGUCUUCCACUAUGCCUACGAGGCGUUGGCCAUUAAUGAAGUUAAAGACUUGAUUUUGAGAGAAAAGAAGUUUGGAUUAUCUAUUGAAGUUCCUGGAGCUGUUAUCUUGAGUUCUUUUGGUUUCACUGUGAGUGCUUUCUGGAAGGAUGUCAAGUUUUUAGGAGGAUUGGGUGCAAUUUUCCUAGUUUUGGGUUAUGUUUUCUUACAUUUCUUCACUGUCGAGAAGAGAUAG
Messenger RNA from Suhomyces tanzawaensis NRRL Y-17324, 3054 nucleotides. RefSeq names its product putative ATP-dependent permease (gene ADP1). NCBI's taxonomy places the organism in Eukaryota, Fungi, Ascomycota, Pichiomycetes, Serinales, Debaryomycetaceae. Gene Ontology annotation, molecular function: ATP binding; ABC-type transporter activity; ATP hydrolysis activity. Gene Ontology annotation, cellular component: membrane. The record is from RefSeq and is a predicted model, not a curated record. The transcript has 2 exons. Bases 1 to 3054 code for a protein of 1017 amino acids.